AUGGCCAUCUUCAAGAGGAACUCCGGUUCCUCUGACGGCGCUAGCCCUCAUGCUAGUGACCCAGAGUAUGGCAACAAGGAGCACUACACAACUGGUACCGCCGGUGAAAUGGUCGUCGGCUCCGAUGGUGUCGUUAUUCACCAAGACGGCAGCCAUCUCCACCGUGGUCUCAAGUCGCGUCACAUCACUAUGAUUGCCAUCGGCGGCGCUAUCGGCACUGGUUUGAUUAUUGGUACCGGAAAGGCUCUCGCUCAGUCAGGUCCUGGUUCAAUCCUCAUCGCUUACACUGCUGUUGGUUUCCUCGUCUACAUCGUCAUGACCGCCCUUGGUGAGAUGGCCGCUUGGAUCCCUCACGCUUCUGGUUUCUCUGGUUACGCUACCCGGUUCUGCGACCCUGCGCUUGGUUUCGCUCUUGGAUGGACUUACUGGUGCAAAUAUAUCAUCACCACGCCAAACCAGCUUACUGCCAGCGCCUUGAUCAUUCAAGAAUGGAAAACAGCAGACGAAGUCAAUCCCGGUGUGUGGAUCGCAGUCUUCCUGUUUGCAAUCUGCGCUAUCAAUUACUUUGGUAUCAAGUUCUUCGGUGAGCUCGAGUUCUGGCUCAGUACGAUCAAGGUCAUUGUCAUCGUCGGUGUUAUUCUCCUGUCUUUUCUCCUUGCAGUCGGAGCCGGCCCUGGCCCAGCAACUGGUUUCCAGUACUACAAGAACCCCGGUGCAUUUAAACCUUACAUCGGCAAAGGUAGCGCAGGCAAAUUUUACGGUUUCUGGUCGUCUUUGAUCAACGCGGUGUUUGCUUACCUCGGAACCGAGCUCAUCGGUGUUACCGUUGGUGAGGCUCAGAACCCCCGCAAGACAAUUCCCCGCGCCAUCAAGCUCACUUUCUACCGAAUCCUGUUCUUCUACUGCUUGUCCGUCUUCUUCCUGGGAAUGCUGGUCCCUUACGACUCCAAGGAUCUUGCUUUCGCCAACAAGGCCACAGCCAGGGCUUCCGCGUCGCCUUUUGUCGUCGCCAUCAAGAUCGCAGGCAUCAAGGACCUUCCUGGCCUACUUAACGCUUGUAUCUUGAUCUUUACCUUCAGUGCCUCCAACUCGGAUUUGUACAUUGCCUCGCGUACCCUCUACGGUCUUGCCGAGCAGGGCCACGCCCCCAAGAUCUUUGGCUGGACCGACAAGCGCGGUGUACCUGUCCCCGCUCUGGCCAUCUCCGCCCUGAUGUGCUGCAUGGCUUUCAUGAACGCCUCCAACGACUCCAAGGUCGUCUUCGGAUACUUUGUCAACCUGACAACCAUCUUCGGUCUCCUGUCCUGGAUCUCGCUCCUCGUCUCGCACAUCUUCUUCGUCCGCGCACGCCGCGCCCAGGGCAUCACCAAGGACCAGAUGGCCUACACCGCACCCUUUGGUCUCUGGGGCUCCAUCAUCGCCCUGUUCUUCUGCUGCCUCAUCGCCGUGACCAAGAACUUCAGUGUCUUCACUCCCGGCUCGUACGGAAGCUUCGACUGGAGAAACUUCAUCACCGGCUACCUCGGUAUCCCCAUCUACCUCAUCCUCAUCUUCGGCUACAAGUUCAUCAUGAAGACCAAGAUGGUCAAACCCCACAUGGCCGACUUCUACACGGGCAAGGACGUCAUCGACCGCGAGGAGGAGGCUUUCAUCGCAUACGAGGCUGAGAAGAAGGCCGCUAAUGGCGGCAAGAACGGCAGCUGGUUCUACAACACGUUCGUCUCGUGGUUGUUCUAG
This is a messenger RNA of Dothidotthia symphoricarpi CBS 119687, 1737 nucleotides long. RefSeq lists its product as uncharacterized. The transcript has 4 exons. NCBI's taxonomy places the organism in Eukaryota, Fungi, Ascomycota, Dothideomycetes, Pleosporales, Dothidotthiaceae. Gene Ontology annotation, biological process: amino acid transmembrane transport. The record is from RefSeq and is a predicted model, not a curated record. Bases 1 to 1737 code for a protein of 578 amino acids. Gene Ontology annotation, cellular component: membrane. Gene Ontology annotation, molecular function: amino acid transmembrane transporter activity.